GAAUGGGAGCAGGGAGCCAAGGGGAGCUCUGAGCUCUCUCUCUCUCUAGCAAAGCUUGAUUGUUUAGUCCUGAGAGGAACCGAGAAAAUACUCAGCUGUGCAUCUUGCGGGCGCGAACAAGGCCGGCUUCGUUUCGAAAAAAAUAAAGAAGCGGAGUCCCCGACAAACUGAAGAAUAAGGCUGAAAAGGGCUUCCAAGGAGGCGACUUUUUUCUUUCCAUCACAUGCGUUCGCUCCAAAGUGGUGAGAUUGAUUGAAUAAAUUAAUGGGCGAACAGUAAACUAAUGUUUCUUUGGAUAAAUAGUAGCGAAAUUGGGAAAAAUUUUGAAAAUAAAGCAUUUUGGAUUCAAAUACCACACGCCGAUCGUCUUCUCUGUCGACAUUCCCCACAUCCCUCACGCGUUCCUCUCUUUCGGGUAUUAAUGCCCUCUGGGUUUGAUUUUGUUGUUUUUCCUUUAAAAAAUGGCUUUUUUGGUUGUGAUUCUGUUGGGUUUUCCACGGAAAGAUGAGAUUUUGGGGUGAUGAGUAGGGUUCUUCUGGGGUUGUAGAUUUUUGAUCUUGUGGGGUUUUCUUUAGGGUUUUGGUUGGAUGAUUAAGUUCUUUCUUGAUCAGUGAAAUUAAGGGUUUUUAUUUCAAUCUGAUCUGGUGAUGAUUUCUCGUUUGAAAUGGUUGGAUCUUUUGGGGCAUUUGCUGCUGGUGAUCCGUGGAGGAAUUGAAGUGGUGGUGGGUAUGGAGAUGGAGUCCAAGUGCCAUUUUUCUGUUAAAUGGUCGAGGUAGCAAGAUGGAUCGCCGCAGUUGGCUUUGGAGGCGGAAGUCGUCCGAGAAGAGCCCCAGUGAUUCUGAGAGCUCGGGAUCGAUGUCGUCUCAUUCUGAGAGGUGCUCAGAUGAUCAGGAGGCAAUGAAGGGUUCUCCAAAUAAUGCUUCCCCAAAUCAUGCCCAAAUGCUAGAGGUUUCAUCAAAUAUUGGUGAUAGUGAAGUCCAUGAAACUGCGAAGAGUUUGACUGAGAAAUUGUCAGCUGCUCUUCUGAACAUCCGUGCUAAAGAGGAAUUGGUCAAGCAACAUGCAAAAGUUGCAGAAGAAGCUGUUUCAGGCUGGGAACAGGCAGAAACUGAAGUUUCAGCUCUGAAGCUGCAACUUGAAGCUGCAAACAAGAAAAACUCUGCUCUUGAAGAUAGAAUUGAACACCUUGAUGAUGCCCUCAAGGAAUGUGUCAGGCAGCUCCGCCAAGCAAGAGAGGAGCAAGAGGAGAAAGUCCAUGAUGCUGUCAUUAGCAAGACCCGUGAGUGGGAAUUGGAGAAGCUUGAGCUUGAGAAGCAGCUUGUUGAGUUCAAAGCGCAACUGCAAACUGCGAAAUCUGAAGCUGCUGCAGCAGUUGACCUUGGUCUUCAGGCAAAACUUGACGCCUCUAAGAAAGAAAAUGCAGCUCUCAAGGUUGAAAUAUUCUCUCAAUCUGAGGAUCUCCGGAUGCUGACUUUAGAAAGGGAGCUGAGUAAUCAAGCAGCAGAGACAGCCAGCAAGCAACAUUUAGAGAGCAUAAAAAAGGUUGCUAAACUUGAAGCUGAAUGUUGUAGGUUACGGUAUCGAGCACAUAAAACAGUACCAGUUAACGACCACAAGCCUAUUGCAAAUUCAAUUUAUGUGGAAUCUGUUACAGAUAGCCAAUCAGAUAGUGGGGAACGGUUGCUUUGUAUGGAAAAUGAGUCAGGCUGCUCGGAUUCUUGGGCAUCGGCUUUAAUUGCUGAACUUGAUCAGUUCAAGAAUGAUAAGGCCAGUGAAAGAAACCUCACUGCUUCUGUGGAGAUUGACCUAAUGGAUGAUUUCCUUGAGAUGGAGAGACUUGUUGCUUUGCCUGAGGCUGACCAUAUAAGCUCUAGCAUUGAGCUUGAAGCUGAUUCUGAGCGAGUUGAUAUGAGAGAUAGCCCACUGAAAGCUGAAGCUUUGCAUCAGCAGUUGGCUGAAUUGGAAGAAAAGAUUGCGAAAAUGGGAAGUGAGAAAGCAGAAUUGGAGAUGGCUUUAGUUGAUUCACGAAAUCAGUUCGAGACUUCUUGCAAUCAGCUUGGAGUUGCUGAGGAUAAGUUGCUUGAACUGCAGAGGCAGCUAGACUUGGCCAAUGAAUCAAAACAAGUGGCCACAGCAGAAGUGGUGGCUGUGGAGGCAAAGAGGAAGGCACUGGAGUCUCAGCUAGAAUCAGCAGAACUGGAGGUCAGAAAGCUAUAUGAUAAGGUGUGUUUGUUAGAAGGAAAAGUUGAGGGUGAGAAGACACUGUCUGCAGAACUUAAAGCUAGUGUAGAGGCUGCAGAGGCUGCUAAAAGGGUAUCGGAAUCUCAGCUUGACUCAGCUCAUCUGGAAGUUGGCAGUCUGCGUGAAAUGGUGGGUCUAUUAGAAAGCAAGGUGGAGGAGGAGAGGGCAUCAUCUACAGAAUUUGCAGCUAGCGUACAGGCUGUAGAGGCUGCAAGAAGGGCAUUAGAGUCUCAGCUUGAGUCUGCACAUUUGGAAGUAAGCAAGCUUCGUGAGAAGGUGGGUUCCUUGGAAAUGAAAGUUCAGGAGGAGAGGACAAAAUCUGCUGAAUUUGCAACUAAAAUAGAGGCUGUGGAGGCAACAAGAGAGGCAUUAGAAUUCCAGAUUGAGAUGGCACAUUUGGAAAUAGGACGGCUGCACAAUAAGGUGGAUUUAUUAGAAAUGCAAGUUAGCAAGGAAAAGGAAUUAACUGCAGAAUUUGCAGCCAAGUGUCAGAAAUUGGAGAGUGAGAUAUCAAGGAUAAAGCGAGAAGCUGAACUCUGGCAAGUUACAAGCUUUGGAGACCUGAAGAUUAAAAAGGAGAAAGAGCUUGCUGUGGCUGCUGGGAAGCUGGCAGAGUGCCAGAAAACAAUUGCCUCUCUUGGCCAGCAAUUGAAAUCACUGACAGCUUUAGAUGACUUCAUGCUUGAAGCUGAGAAGCUAGAACCUAAUGAAUGCUCGCCAGAUCUUAUAUUUCAUUCUAGCAGUUCCUCAGAGAAGAUGCACAGCUAUACUCUUCCCAGUGGCAAAGAGAGGGGGUCUCCACUGUCUUCGGUCUUGUCCUCAUCCUCUACUCUUCCUGGGUUUACAAGCUUCUUGUCUCGAAGUAGGAGCAGCAGCUGUAUAGAAAACUACUUCAAUUUUGUCGAGCAGGCUGUCUGUGUUUGCGAUCGACAUCGACCACAUCGGAAUCAUGACGAUGCACUGAUGUUUUACCAAUACAUGAUCAUAGGAGGGGAAACGAUACCACCUCGAUUUAUUUCGUCCACUCCACUCUUAAGAACAUUCCGAUUGUUCUCAUCUUGGCAUAAGUUAUUCUUUUUUCUUGCUAACUCCGCCUUUAAUCCGUCUAUAUAUACACCAAACGUCAAAGAAGCCGGCACUCUCAUCACUCGUAGAUUGAAGUGCAAAUUUCCAUUCAUGGGCCUCUUCAGAUCUGCAGGGAAGGUCUACAAACCAGCCCCCGAUGUCAAUCUUGGCCCCGACAGCAAGGAAUCCUAUCUGCAUGCUAAUGUGAAAGCUCCUCGGGUGGCGGGGUUUCUUGUGAAGAUUUUUGUGUGGAUUUUGGAGUCGAGGAUUUUUGGACCGAUCGCGGUGUAUAUACUGAAAAAGGAUAAUCUCAUCCACAAGCUUGUCUCAUUUGCCGUGAUCCAGGAGCCACCUCUGUUCACCAACACCCAUAAUUGGGAAGACAUAGCAGAGCAAAAUGUUAAUCUCGUAAAGCACAACUUAUCUCCUGCUGAGCGAGUUCGAGAAGCCAUGGAUUGUCUUCCUCCUUGCCUGGAAUCUACCCUGAAUAGUCCGGGUUCUAGCUUCAAGCGUUGGACCAUACGGGACUUCUCAAGGGCCUAUAGAUCAGGAGAAACAACUCCUCUUGCGGUAGCAAAGCGAUUUUCAGUGGCUGUGGAGGAGUCUACAGAUCUCCAAAUGGCUUUCUUCAUCAAUUACAAUGCUCGAGAUAUUCUAAGGCAGGCUGAAGAGUCAACACUUCGAUACAAGAGGGGGGCCCCAAUUUCAGUGAUGGAUGGAGUACUAGUUGCCAUCAAAGAUGAGAUCGAUUGCCUGCCCUAUACUACUACUGGAGGAACAAAGUGGUUGCACAAGGUGAGACCUUGUGCAAAUGAUGCAACCUGUGUCAAGCAAUUGAGAUCAUGUGGUGCUAUAUUUGUUGGCAAGACUAACAUGCAUGAACUCGGUGCCGGGACCAGCGGGAUCAAUCCUCACUAUGGGUCUACUAGAAAUCCGUAUAACAUCAACAGGGUUUCUGGAGGCUCCUCAAGUGGAUCAGCUGCAGUAGUGUGUGCUGGAUUAUGCCCUGUUGCACUUGGUGUUGAUGGGGGAGGGUCGGUGCGGAUGCCUGCUGCUCUCUGUGGCGUAGUCGGUUUCAAGGCGACCUCUGGACGCUUGUCUAAUUCAGGUACCCUUCCGCUGAAUUGGACAGUUGGAAUGCCAGGCAUAUUAGCAGCAACUGUUGAAGAUGCACUAAUAGUUUAUGCAGCUAUUUCUGGUAACCUCUCUGGUCACCAAGCACCUUUGCAGCCUAAAUUGAGUUUUCCUCUGCUGACAUCCACACAAUCAAUCACGAACAUCAAAUUAGCCAAAUAUGGGGAGUGGUUUAAUGACUGCACAAGUGAAAUUAGAAAUUGCUGUGACCAAGCUUUGCAAAUGCUAUGCAAGCAUUAUGGGUGGAAGACUCUGGCUGUGACUGUACCUGAGAUAGAAGAGAUGCGUUUGGCUCAUUAUAUAACAAUUGGAUCUGAAUGCACUGCUUCAUUGGCUCCACAUCUCGAAAAACUGAAUUUUGCAGAGAUAGGGUGGGAUGCAAGAAUAGCUCUUCGUGUCUACCGUUCAUUCAGCAGCAAGGAUUAUUUGAAUGCUCAGCGGAUAAGGAACCGUCAGAUGUACUUCCAUAAGAAGAUUUUUGAAAGGGCGGAUGUCAUUGUCACACCGACAACUGGUGUCACUGCAUACCCACUGCUAAGUGAUGCCUUGAAUAGUGGAGAACUCGAUUACAUAAAUGGAGCGGCACUUGUGAGGUUCUCAAUAGCAGGAAAUUUUCUUGGCUUGCCUACAAUUACUACUAUGGUUGGGUAUGACAAGGGGGGCAUGCCUAUUGGCCUUCAGUUUAUUGGGAGACCAUGGUCCGAAGCAACCUUACUCCAUUUAGCAUUUGCCAUGGAGGCUCUAUGCAUUGGUAGUUACAGAAAGCCAAAGGUGUUCUAUGACCUCCUGAAGAAGGAAUAGAGAAAGCCGGUUAUGCUAUAUUUCCAAAAAAAUGUUGGCCUAGAGGAAGGCAGAAAGUUAGUUGAGCCAUCAUUAAACAAAAGGAGUGGCAUUUUGAUCUGGGUAAUUAUCACGCAAAGAGGGCAGUGCCUUCAACACCAUAUUAUAGGGUGUGAAUGAUUCCAGUACUGUAAAGUUGGGAUUGGCCAUAUAUGUGAACAUUAGUAAGCUUAGUUCCUUUUAUUGUUCCCUAAUUAUAUAAUAUGCAAAUCCUCACUGAAUUUUUUUCUGAAUUCACCACAUUUUUCA
This is a messenger RNA of Phoenix dactylifera (date palm), 5529 nucleotides long. RefSeq names its product fatty acid amide hydrolase-like. The record is from RefSeq and is a predicted model, not a curated record. Gene Ontology annotation, molecular function: catalytic activity. NCBI's taxonomy places the organism in Eukaryota, Viridiplantae, Streptophyta, Magnoliopsida, Arecales, Arecaceae.